AUGUCGCAGAGAGGAUUGCUUUUACUUGGAUAUCCCGCAAGCACGAUUGACUGUGAAAACUCUGAACAAUUGCAAGAAUUAGUGCUGUUUCUGGAACAUCAGCAUAUCAGAUUAUACAAAAUUGAGGACAGAAUUGGGUUGCAAUCAUCAGAUAUUGAAGUAUGGAAGAAAUCUUAUGCAAAGUAUUUGGCCGACUUGAAGUGUCCAUUUUCCUGUGAUAAUGAUUCAGCUCAAGAAAUAGUUGAUUGGCUUCUUUUUCGUGCGAUAGAUUUUUCUUAUCAACAAAUUGCUGACGGGAAGGACCUUACCGCAGAGAAAUUCUAUCAGCUGAAAGCCGAGAAAGAAAAGCGACAAAAAGCAAACGAUCCUCUCAGCACUAUUGACUUUUCUACAGAAGAAGCUAGAAAAGGUAUCGAAGAUCUCAGGGUUACUUUGGGAAUAGCUGCGCAUCCAGAUCCCUCAAUUGUUCUGAAAGCUUGUUGUAAGUUCAUUAUGGAUAAUCUUUCUGAUGAAGCAAUCCAGGUAGCGAACAAAAAGGCGCUAACGCAGAAGAAAACAAUGCCAUUGAGUCUUUGUGAUAUGGGUAUGAUAUCCAGCAAGAAUGGUACUAUUGAUGCUGCUGUACGAGCUUUAAGAUUAAUUCAUCUGGAGAAUUUGCGUGAAGUUCAGACAAAAAUUAAUGAAGCUAUCGUUGCAGUACAGGAAUUAACAGCUGAUCCAAAGACUGAUAAAAGACUUGGUAAAGUCGGACUUUAG
Molecule: messenger RNA, 756 nt
Organism: Cercopithifilaria johnstoni
Lineage: Eukaryota; Metazoa; Nematoda; Chromadorea; Rhabditida; Onchocercidae
Source: the annotation of a GenBank genome assembly